GGCACUGCACUUGGCGGUGAUUCAUCAGCACGAGCCCUUUCUGGAUUUUCUCCUGGGUUUUUCAGCUGGCACUGAGUACCUGGACCUGCAGAAUGACCUAGGCCAGACAGCCCUGCACCUGGCAGCUAUCCUGGGGGAGGCAUCCACGGUGGAGAAGUUGUAUGCAGCAGGCGCUAGGUUGUGCGUGGCAGAACGUGGGGGCCACACGGCGCUGCACCUGGCCUGUCGCGUGGGGGCACAUGCCUGCACACGUGCGCUGCUCCAGCCCCGCCCUCGGUGCCCUAGGGAAGCCCCCGACGCCUACCUCUCUCACGGCCCUGACUGCACCCCUGACACCAACCACACCCCUGUUGCCUUGUACCCUGAACCCGACUUGGAGAAGGAACAGGAAGAGAGUGAGGAGGACUGGAAGCUGCAGCUGGAGGCUGAAAACUAUGAGGGUGAGGGCCCUUAGUCUCUGGGGAGGACUCAGGCUCCCAGGCAAGUCGGGAGCACCCUGCUCUGGGCUCUGACGCAAGGCCCAGACCCUUGGGAGAUCAUAUGUAGGCUUCAGGGACCUGGGUAGCAGGACCAAGGACCUCCACGCAGGCCCCAGAUUACUGAGAAUUGGACAUGUGGGAUCCAGGACCCCCACCUGGAGGCCCCAGACCACUUGGGACCCAGGCCUGUCACCAGUAGAUGCAGAGCUGCCAGGAUCCAAUUGUUGGGCCCAGGCUGGUAUUGGGCCCACCUACAAGGAGCAAUCCCAAUAUCCCUACCCUCACCUACAAACCACAGGACCCUGCUCACCCAAGACUAGGGAAAUCAAACCCCAGGCCCUCUGUGAAACUCUGGCAUCCCAGGUUCCCAGUAAUGGGCAGCAGGGUGGAAGGAUAGCUCUCCUCAGCCAGGCCUCAUGGGAAAAAGGACCCAUCUAUCCACGGCCCUGGCAUCUGAGUCUCAGCUCUUCCACCCAUAAGCUCAACUACCUGG
Molecule: messenger RNA, 972 nt
Organism: Galeopterus variegatus (Sunda flying lemur)
Lineage: Eukaryota; Metazoa; Chordata; Mammalia; Dermoptera; Cynocephalidae
Product: NF-kappa-B inhibitor beta-like
Exons: 2
Biological process (GO): signal transduction; cellular response to lipopolysaccharide
Cellular component (GO): cytosol
Molecular function (GO): protein binding
Source: RefSeq, a predicted model, not a curated record